AAGGCCUGAGGCGAUGUGAGCUGGAACGCUUGUCCGUUAUAUCGUCUGAACGUUAAAUUUCCUAACUUUUCUCCUUCGUUAUCCACGUUAUUCUUUCCACGGAAGUCUUUAAUGACUUAUGUCUAGAAUAACAGUGAGAACUGGCGUAUGAACAUAACUAUAAAAAUAACUAGCUAACACAGUUAACGUUUGGUAUUUUCUCACCUACCGUCUGAAGAGGGCCUUCAAAUCGUUUCUGUGCGAACUGAAGUGAUAAACACCUCGCUCGGCAUGAGCAUGUUUAGAGGCAAAACAGCAUGGUUCUCCGGCAGUGUUGGAAUGGGGGUGACCAGCGUCUGGGCUUCUGAAGGGGGAGCUCUUUCCUCCUGGAAAACAGCAGAUUACCUCUUCAGUGCUGAUGCCUCUUCUGAAGACACUAAAAGGAUAUAUGAAAGUGAGGAUUAUGUGAAGAGCAGGGCAACGGUUUUCCACAGCAAUUUCGUGUCAACAUGUAAACCCCGCCAGAGUGUAAAAUCUGUGCCUAUAGGCCACUAUGUGCUGCCCCCCGACUCUAUCCAGAAUGAAAUGAGAGUGCUAAUCGGAAGGUUCAUUUGGGAAACAGAUGAACAGGUGAUGAGUGAAGAACAGAUAAAUACUGAAGAGUCUGAAGACAGUCUAUCUGAUGAGACUGAAGAUCAACCAGUGAGAGAGAAGAACAGCCAGGAUGAUUACGAGACUGUUGCAUCACCGAACAAAGUGUGUUCAUGUUGUGAGAUGCGGCAAUAUCCUGUAAACAACAUGAUCUCAGGAUAUGUUCAUACUGACCAAAUGAAGAAGUAUUCAGGGGAACUUUAUGAUUUUCUUCCCUCCCUCCAUGGCCAUAACGUUUCAAGAUCUAAUGACGUGACACCCCCUCAUUGUCACAAAGAAAUGUAAUAUAAUAUGCUUCACAUAAGAAGUGGAUUGUCUUUGUUUUAUGCGUUUCUUUGGCAAAAGUAUUUAAUGCAAAUGGAUGCUCAUUUUCAUUUCCUACUCAUCUCAUAUAAAUCUUCAGCACUUCAGACUUUCCCCAACAAUAUAAAAUCCAAUCCCUGUAUGUGAACAGAGGUGAUAUGACAGGUUACAGAGAAUAACAAUGGUAAUAUCAUUAAA
Messenger RNA from Sinocyclocheilus grahami, 1131 nucleotides. It is a transcript of the gene terb2, whose product is annotated as telomere repeat binding bouquet formation protein 2. Gene Ontology annotation, biological process: homologous chromosome pairing at meiosis; meiotic attachment of telomere to nuclear envelope. The transcript is spliced from 7 exons. The coding region runs from base 271 to 915 and encodes 214 amino acids. Gene Ontology annotation, cellular component: nuclear inner membrane. The record is from RefSeq and is a predicted model, not a curated record. NCBI's taxonomy places the organism in Eukaryota, Metazoa, Chordata, Actinopteri, Cypriniformes, Cyprinidae.